Molecule: messenger RNA, 913 nt
Organism: Drosophila willistoni
Lineage: Eukaryota; Metazoa; Arthropoda; Insecta; Diptera; Drosophilidae
Product: techylectin-5B
Exons: 3
Coding region: 16-798 (260 amino acids)
Source: RefSeq, a predicted model, not a curated record
ACCUUUUGCAUUACAAUGAAAGUAGUUUGGAUUUAUUUGGCAGUAUCAUGCCUGACAAUUAUUAAAUGCUUAAAUGCAGAAAUAUUACCAACUUCUAAGUUCACAGAUGAAGUGAUUGGUGACAAUAGUUCGACAUUGAUAAGUUCAAUUGAAAAUAUAAAGACCUUGACAUCUUGCCCCCAGGAAUUUGGUGUGGAAGGCAUUUACGAAAUUACGGUUCCAGGUCUUAGGCCAUUCCCAGUUUUGUGUAAUGCUCAAAUAGCAGGAGCUGGCUAUGCUGUAAUAGCCAGUCGAUCGAAUGCCGAAUUGAAUUUCUAUAGAAAUUGGAAAGAUUUUAAAAAUGGUUUUGGAGACCUGUCGGCUGAUUUCUUUCUAGGUCUUGAUAAGUUGCAUGCCAUAACCAAAUCACAGGCCCACGAGUUAUACAUUCAUCUAGAAGAUUUCAAUGGAAACAAGCGAUUUGCUAGAUAUGAUGAAUUUUACAUUGAAAAUGAACUGGAAUUCUAUAAAAUGAGUAAAUUGGGAGCCUAUUCUGGAGAUGCGGGUGCUGCUUUUGCCCACAAGAAUGCACAGUUUUAUACUUUUGAUAGAGAUAACGAAAAGUCUUGUGUAGCAAAAAGACGUGGUGCUUGGUGGCAUAAUGCUUGCACCUGGAGUAAUCUAUUCGGUUUGUACUAUGGUGGUGAUUACAGAAAAGACCUGGGUGAUACAGGACUAACAUGGGAGCACUGGCGUGGUCGGUACUAUUCAUAUAAAAUAAUGAAAAUGAUGGUGCGACCCAAAUCCUGCUGCCCCUAGUUAAAGGAAUCGCAUGAAUUUGCUGAAGAUUAAGGUUACUUAUUAAUUACAUCUACACCCUUUUUAUUUUUCUGUAAAUCACAAUAAAUGUUGUUAAAUAUGUUUCUUAUGUAAA